Messenger RNA from Fusarium fujikuroi IMI 58289, 1080 nucleotides. RefSeq names its product related to terpene synthase. NCBI's taxonomy places the organism in Eukaryota, Fungi, Ascomycota, Sordariomycetes, Hypocreales, Nectriaceae. The record is from RefSeq and is a predicted model, not a curated record. The coding region runs from base 1 to 1080 and encodes 359 amino acids. The transcript is spliced from 2 exons.
AUGAAAUACUCACGUCUAAACCAAGCCGCAAUAGUAGAUGCCCUUCGCGGCCAAACACUACAAAUCUCCAAUCUUCAUAAUUUCUUCUGUGGCUGGCCCAAUCCUCGAGGUCAACUCAACCGCCACCAUGAGCACGUUACGCCAAUCGUCAAUCGAGCGGUUGAGCGCAUGGCUACAGCAUAUCCGUUGAUCGCCCGUCGAAAAAAGGAUGACAUUGCUUCUCUGGCUUGUUCACUAUAUCCCCAAGCUCGUAGGCGGCAGAUCGAGGCUUUGACUCUCUAUACGACGUGGCUCGUUUGCUGGGAUGAUGCUGUUGAUGCUAACGAGGGCGAUCUGGCGGGUGACUUUAUGCGGGCAGAGCGUUGGAGGGAGCAGACUAUGCGCAUGGUGCGUGAGGCAUUGGCCGUUGACGAAAUGAGUACGAGUGAAGCGGCGGAUGACGAUCCCAUCAGCGGCGUGUUUCGAGAGUUCGGUGCGCGAUUCUGUCAGACGGCGCCGAGGGAUCAACGGCGCCUCUUAUAUGAUGAGAUCCAAUUCUUCAUCAACAGCUGCGCGGCUGAGCAGAGGCUCCGUCUGGCCAGUCGCAUACCUGACUACGAGCCGUACAUGAAGAUGAGGAUCGGCACUGUCGGUGGGAGAAUGCUCUGCAGUCUUGUACCAUAUGCAACGGACGAGAGGCUUCCAGGAGCGUUAUCGUCAGCUCCAGAGGUCGUUCAUUUAUGGACGCAAGUGAGCAUUCUACAGAGCUUGAUGAAUGACAUGCUGUCGCUGAAGAAGGAGUUGCGGACUGAUUGUGUCAUCAAUGCCGUUGCAGCCAUCAUGGAGCCUGGCAUGAGCCUGGAUGUUGUAGUUGCUAAGCUAGAAGAGAGGAUGAAAAUGGCAGUCAACAACUUUGACGAUGCAGCGAAUAUGUUGCUUCAUAAGACUGAGUUUCAAGAACAGACACACCCCAUCGUGCAGAGAUACGUUGGUGGAUGCCGUUCCAUCGUCACAGGCACACUUAGAUUCACAUUAACAUCGCCCAGAUACAACAUACAAAAACUCAUAGAACAAGACGGGUCAUUAAAAAUUACAGUUUAA